This is a messenger RNA of Dermatophagoides farinae (American house dust mite), 822 nucleotides long. Its product is annotated as tax1-binding protein 3 homolog. The record is from RefSeq and is a predicted model, not a curated record. Gene Ontology annotation, molecular function: protein kinase binding. Gene Ontology annotation, cellular component: postsynaptic membrane; basolateral plasma membrane; adherens junction. Gene Ontology annotation, biological process: receptor clustering; establishment or maintenance of epithelial cell apical/basal polarity; neurotransmitter receptor transport postsynaptic membrane to endosome. Lineage: Eukaryota; Metazoa; Arthropoda; Arachnida; Sarcoptiformes; Pyroglyphidae.
UUAUUAUUAUCCUUUGAAAAUAUAUUUUGUGUGCCGUUAAUUUUUGUGGAUGAUAAUUGUGGUCGGUGGGUUGGUAGUGGCCAUUUAUGACGGUAAUGAUGAUGAUGAUGAUAGACGAGACGACGAGCCAAGCCAAGCCUAUUUCAUUGCAUCUUGUAUUUUUGUUGCCAAUAUAUAUGUGAGCAUAUAUUAUUAUGAGCAUGUGAGUGUUUUAUGUUAUUCAUAUACAUAAUAUAUAUACAGACUCAUACCACUUGUUGUUAUCGUUGUCAUGUCCAUUUUGAAUUCAUUUUUUAAUUUUGUUUUUUUUUCUACUAAAAUUUUUGUUUCAAAUGAUUUUUUUUUGUUUUUGUUUCCAUUUUGUUAUAUUAAAUGAUGGCUUUUGAACAUCAACCUGGAGCACCGAUCGAAUGUCUUUCGCUAAUGAUAUGUCUAGAAAAAGACGAAGUUUAUAAUCCAGAAACAAAACAACGAUUUUAUUAUUCUGGUUUCUCCAUUGGUGGUGGUAUUGAUCAAGAUUAUCGUCAAUCACCACAUAAUUUUCCUGAUCAUGGUAUCUAUGUAACAAAUGUACAAUAUGAAGCACCAGCAUAUCGUGCUGGAUUACAAUUUGGCGAUAAAAUACUCGGAUGUAAUGGAAUGGAUUUUACAAUGUGUACACAUAAACAGGCUGUUAAUUUUAUGCAUACACGUAAAGUGUUAAAUUUAUUAGUAGCACGUCGUGGUGUUACAUCGCCUAAUCAUUAAUGUGAAAAUGAAAAAUGAAAAUUUUCAUUCAAUUAUAAUCCAAAUAUAAUGAUAAUGAUAAUUAUUAUUCAUUCU